AUGCCCGUACGAUGGCAUUAUGUUGUUCUUUUCUUCUGUUUUUCUGCACCUGGGGUUUUAAGUGGCAAAUGUAUUCGAUCUAUCUAUCUAUCUGACUUUCAUUCUAUCUUUCUAUCUAUCCAUAUGGCGUUCUACCUAUCUACCUGUCUAUCUGACUUCAUUCUUUCUUUAUUUCUAUAUUUCUUUCUAUCUAUAUGGCUUUCUAUCUAUCUAUCUAUCUAUCUAUCUAUCUAUCUAUCUAUCUAUCUAUCUGACUUUCAUUCUUUCUAUGUAUAUGGUUUUCUAUCUAUCUAUCUAUCUAUCUAUCUAUCUAUCUAUCUAUCUAUCUCUAUCUAUCUAUCUGACUUUCAUUCUUUCUAUGUAUAUGGUUUUCUAUCUAUCUAUCUAUCUAUCUAUCUAUCUAUAUAUCUAUCUAUCUAUCUAUCUGCCUGUCUGUCUGUCAGAUUAAGUAUCUCAGUCUAUUCAUAUCUAUCAAUCUAUCUGUAUUACUAUCUAUCUAUCUAUCUAUCUAUCUAUGAAGGAAUAAAGACAAUAGGAAAACUUUUUCUUAUUGUGUUUUUUCCCUUUAUAUUAUCUAUCUAUCUAUCUAUCUAUCUAUCUAUCUAUCUAUCUAUCUAUCUAUCUAAGCCUGUUCAUUAUCUAUCUAUCUAUCUAUCUAUCUAUCUAUCUAUCUAUCUAUCUAUCUAUGUCAGUCUAUUCAUAUCUCUCAAUCUGUCUCUGUAUUUGAUUAUCUAUCUAUGUAGGUUGAUAGCAAGAUUAGCCUGUUCAUAUCUAUUUAUCUCAAUGCCUCCGUCUGUUACUUCUAAUUUCCAUCCAUCUAUCUAUCUAUCUAUCUAUCUAUCUAUCUAUCCUUUCCUCUCGUUGCUUGUAUAUUUUUGUCUCUAA
Molecule: messenger RNA, 885 nt
Organism: Acanthosepion pharaonis
Lineage: Eukaryota; Metazoa; Mollusca; Cephalopoda; Sepiida; Sepiidae
Source: the annotation of a GenBank genome assembly